AUGAACACAGAUCCAAUACCACCUCCUAGAGAAUAUAUGAUACCUGAAGAUUUUCAUUAGAACAUUAGAACUAGAUUCCUUAACUUCUUUCGUUAUAAUGUAGGGGAUAAAGCAAGGAAUAGUGUAAUUAUGUUAAAGGGAGCCUAUAAAAUCAAUAAACAUGAUGAGGGUAAUUGAAUAGUAAUAUUGUAGAUUAAUAAUAUAGAGUGGAAUAAGAGAGUAAUUUCCAUUAUUUGUUUGGAGUAGAUUUUCUUAAUUGUUAUGCAAUAAUAGAUGUAGACAAUGGGAAAUCUAUUGUAUUUGUGCCAUAAUAUGAUUCUAAUUAUAAGAUGUGGAAUGUUGUAUUAAACAAUGACGAAAUUAAAUAAAAAUUUAAAUUAGAUGAAGUUUUAUAUAAUGAAGAGAUAGAAUAAUGGUUGAAUAAUAGAAAACCAUCAUUAAUUUAUUAUUUUUAUGGAAUUGAUGAUUAUUCUCAUCAUUCAUUACCUAUACCUGAUUAACCAUUCUUACAAAAUUAUAAUUCUGAUUAUGAUGAAUUAUAUUAUAUACUUACAGAAUGUAGAGUAAGAAAGACUCCAUAAGAAUAAGAUAUUAUGAGAUAUAUUUGUAAAAUUAGUAGUGAAGCUCAUGAAUUGGUUAUUAAAAACAUAAGAAAAGGCAAUAAAGAAUAUUAAAUGGAAGCUUUAUAUUAAUAUCAUACAUUUAUACAUCAUGGAUGUCGUUUUACACCUUAUGAAUGUAUUUGUGCAUCAGGUACAAAUGGAUCUGUUUUACAUUAUGAAGAAAAUUCAAAAACUAUAAAUGAAAGGGAACUUAUAUUAAAUGAUAUGGGAGGUAAGUUCUAUGGAUAUUGCAGUGAUAUUACAGUUACUUUUCCUAGUGAUGGAAGAUUCACAUAAAAAUAAGCUAUUAUUUAUAAUGCUGUUCUUGAUACUCAAAGAUAAGUUCAUAAUUCUUUAAAAGUUGGAGUUAAUUGGGGAGAUAUGUAAUUAUUGGCUGAAAGAACAAUAACUAAACAUCUAUUUAAUGCAGGAUUAAUUAAGGGAUCAAUGGAAGAUCUUAUUAAAAAUAGUAUUUGUAGAUUAUUCUUUCCACAUGGAUUAGGUCAUAUGUUAGGUUUAAGAACUCAUGAUGUUGGAGGAUAUAAUAAAGGUACUCCUCCAAAAUUACCAGGUUUUAUUAUUUAUUUAAUUUAGAAUUAUCUUAAUUAUAAUUUCGUAGAGAUUUGGAUGUAGGAAUGAUAUUUACUAAUGAACCUGGAAUUUAUUUUAUUGAUUUCAUAUUACAAGAAGCUUAUAAAGAUCCUAAUAAAAUGAAAUAUUUGAAUAAAGAAAGAAUUUAAGAAUUUAUGCAUGUAGGAGGUGUAAGAUUAGAAGAUGACAUAUUAUUAACAGCUAAUGGUCCAGAAAUACUAAAUGAUGUACCUAGAACUAUUAAAUAAGUAGAAGCAUGUUGGAGAGGUGAAGAUUGGAGAUAAAUAAAUGAUUGA
Messenger RNA from Paramecium primaurelia, 1489 nucleotides. NCBI's taxonomy places the organism in Eukaryota, Ciliophora, Oligohymenophorea, Peniculida, Parameciidae. The record is from the annotation of a GenBank genome assembly.